UCUAUCUCUACAGCAGCCUACAUAUUUGUUCAUUCUUUGAUGGCCAGCAGCAAUGGCAGAAGCAUACUCGUUCUCUCUGCUUGUUGAGCUAGGAAACCAUGAUGUCCCCAAAGUACAAAACAAGUUGAUCAAAUAUUUCCAGAGUAAAAAGUCCAACGGUGGUGAUUGUCUAGUUGAAGUCUCAAAUGGACAAAGAGCAGUUGUGUGGUUCCGGACAGAGGAGGCCAGGCAGAAGGUUUUGGGGAAGCAAGUGCAUGAGAUCAAGUUGGAUCAAGGAGUACUGAAACUGACUGUUCGACUGCCACCAGAUGGGGUCACAAGUUCACAGGAAACACCAUCUGCUGUCAACUCAGGCAAACCAAAUACUGCUGCUACUGGUCCAAAAUACUUACUUCAGGGUGGAAACACAGCUCCUCCUGAGGUUCAGGGGAAGAUGGUUACGGACGAGGAAGAGCAGGGGUCCACCUCAGCCCUGUUGGAGAACAUUCAGGAGAGUGUGGAUCAGGACUUAUUGGAGAUGCUGGUGGAGAAUGUUUUAAAAGACUCUCCUUCUGCAUCAGAGAACUUCAGUCUGGAGAUCCUGCCUGACUCCUGCUUGGCUGUUGUGACUUUUCAAAAUGCAGAAGCGACUGAGCACUUCAUGUCAAGCUGCCCCGGGAACAGAAAGUUCAUGCAGAAACAAUUACGAGUCAAACCCCUGGAGGUUACAACUAAAGUGAAAGUUGAAAACAUACCACCUAAGUUUAGUUCAGAACAUGUCAGCUUACACUUUGACAAAUAUGAGGUUGUGGAAGACGUUGUAAUGACUGAAGAGGAUCAAUCUGCAAUCAUCACCUUUCAAGAUCCGAAAGCUGUUGACAGAAUCCUAAAACAGCAACAUAAAGAGAUGAAAGUUUUCCCAUUUUAUGAAUCUCUGGGAAUGGCCCUGUAUGGCAAAGAUAGACCCAUAUUGAAACUCCCUGCUGCCUUCAAUGAGAACAUUGACCAGGCCAUUUGGAGAUACCUUUCUGACAAGCAAGGAGUUGCAGAGACCAUCCACAAGAAUAUGGCUGAUCACUUCUGCAAAGUAGACUUUCAACAACCUACCGUCCAGUUCAGCCCUCUGCCUUCUCUACUCCAGCAGAAGGAUGUCGAAGCCAAGCACAUCAACAAGUGGAAGACCACUGCCAAGGCCGUCUUCAUUCAAGCAUUGUCUAAAUUCAAGACCUGGGAGCUCCAGAUCCAGGCCAACGCAUGGGAAGCAUAUGAAGGUGCAAUACACAAGGAGAUGUCAGGGGAAGCAGUGGUUGUAGUUCCUGAUAAGCCUAGAGGUAUUGUGAAAGUGGUGGGAUUGGAAGAAGAUGUGGAUAGGCUCAAACAAACAUUAAAUGGGAUCAUGGACAGGAUUGCCAACAGCAUUGAGAGGGAGAAGACGGGCAUAACAGAGGAGUUCCUACUGCCGCCCUCUACCUACCAUAUACUUCUGCAAGACGGCCUACAGGACAAAAUUGCAAGUGAAUUUCCAGAGCUGAAAAUGACAUACAAUCAUCAGAAUCAGAGUGUAAUCUUAUUUGGCUUGACACAAGAGGUUUUGGGUGCUAACAGGAAGUUUAUGGAAGGAGGAAUGGCAGUGAAACGGAGGAUGGUGCAAUUAGACAACUAUGUCUUUGAGUUUCUGCAGAAGAACUAUGAGGGAGACGAGGAACAGUUUACCAGUUCCCUUUUCACCUCACAAGGGAUUAAUGCAGGACUAGAACUAGAAAGAAAGGGAGUACAGCUCCUGGCUGUCUCAGAGGAGGUUCUGAGCGAAGCAGAAAACCAACUAGAUACCCUUUUGAUUUCACAAGACAUCGAUGUUGAAGACUCUAAUGUUCUGAAGAUGUCGGAGUGGCAAGACCUUGUCACUGAUCUGGAGAAAGCUUUCAACACUCCAUCAAAGAAAUUCAUCAUCAGGACACCUGGUGUGUAUCCAAGUCUACAAGUGGUAAUAUCUGGCUAUAAGCAAACUGUUGAUUCAGUCCGGAAACAAGUUGAUGAGUACUUAUGUCAGAAUACUCCAGUUGAUGAAACUCUUGAGGUCAAGUCUAAGGCCAUUGUCAAAUUCAUCGAGGAACACAACAAAAAUGCUUGGUCUGAUAAGGUUAAAGACACAGUAAAAGUGUCUUUCAAAGAUAAGGCCAUUUGCCUUAGCGGCAUCAGGGUUUAUGUCAAGGACUGCAUGGACUUUUUUCAAAACUUCAUAUCCUCAACAUCCUUUGAUAUGUUGAGAGUCUCCAAGCCUGGCGGAAAGAAGCUCUUCCAGGAAAAGGAGGCCAUGUAUGUUGAAGACGUCUUCAGACAGACAGGCUGUGUGGUCCAUCUGGUUGAAAAGGAUGACCACAAGGUCCAGGCUAUGGAGGACACAGAUCAGAAGGGGUUUGGGAGCCAUGGAAAAAGUCUUCAGCGACAUAAUCAUCCAACUUUCUCGACACAGAACCAGCAUAGACUGAUUCAGAGCAGGGAUGGUUCUGACAGAGUGCAGACCAAAGAGGGGUUGACAAUCAUCCUGAUGAAAGGGAACAUCCAGGAUGCUAUGACUCAGGUGGUUGUGAACACAGUGGGUCUAGACCUGCUACUUCAUAGCGGAGCAGUCUCGAAUGCCAUCCUAAAAGCUGCCGGACCCCGACUUCAAGACCUGAUAAACGAACAGGGGCCCACUGGCAGUGCUGCUGAAGGAGCAGUCAUCAUCACUGAUGGUUGUAACCUUAAGAGCAAGCUGGUGUUUCAUACCAUUGCCCCUAAGUGGGAUCAAGGGAAAGGUGCAGCACAGAAGUUGUUGAGUGGAAUUGUGGAGGAAUGCCUGGGGAAUGCAGAGCAGCAGAGACUAGUCUCGAUGACCUUCCCUGCCAUCGGCACAGGAAACCUAGGAUUCCCCAAGGAUCUGGUGGCUUCACUUAUGCUGGAUCAGGUGCUCAAGUUCAGCAGUAAGAAGAAGCACAAACACUUGAAAGAGGUUGUGUUUAUCCUCCACCCAGGUGAUCCAAAUACUAUCCAGGCUUUCUCUGAUGAAUUUAACAAGAGGUUCACAACCAAGUCUGCAACUUCAGGUGGCUCAGCAGCGGUGUCUACUCAGAAGAUUAAAGGUUCUUCCUCAAGUUCAGCAAUGUACGAGAUAAAGAUGUCAGGAGUGGUUGUACAGGCUGUCACAGGGGACAUUACCAAAGAAACUACGGAUGUCAUUGUCAACUCUUCCAACUCCUCCUUCAGCCUCAAGUCAGGGGUUUCUAAAGCCAUUCUGGACGCAGCUGGUCCGACUGUGGAGACUGAAUGCCAACAACUCGGAGCCGAGGCUAACGAAGGCAUGAUAAUGACAAAGCCAGGCAACCUGCAGUGUAAGAAGAUCAUCCACCUGGUUAACCAGACAGACACUAAGAAGAUCCAGCAGUCUGUUGAAGGUGCACUCAAAAUGUGCACACAGAAUAACUUCACAUCCAUAUCUUUACCUGCUAUUGGCACGGGCCAAGGCAACAUACAGCCGAGUGAAGUGGCAGACGCCAUGUUGGAUGCUGUUGUGGAAGUGGUGUGCAAGAAGUCGCAGAACUCCCUGAAGCUUGUCCGAAUGGUCAUCUUUCAGCCUGCCAUGCUUACUGAUUUCCACACAAGUAUGCUUAAAAAGGAAGGCACUGACGCUCAGGAAAAGGAGGGCUUCUUCCAAAAUGUUUUAUCAUUCUUUACCAGAAGGAAAGUUGAUAAUGCACAACAGAAUGAAGUCAUUGAAAUUGAGAGCCAGGACAUGGAUCCUGCUUGCUUCCACAUCUGUGGUGUGUCGCAGGCCCAUGUUGAUCAUGCCAAGCAAGUGAUCAAGGACCUGAUCGUGAAAGAGCAAGACUUCAACCUCAUCAAUGACAAAGCCCUCUUCAGCCUAUCAGAAUUGGACCUGCAGAACAUCUAUGACAUGCAGACCGCCAUGGACGUGAGAAUAAGUUUUCACAAAUCUUCCCAAGAGGGGGCUAAACUCACCAUAGAGGGCCUCAGCAAAGACGUGCUCAAGGCUUCCAAUGAGAUCCAUGAGAUGCUGAAAAAGGUCCGGCCCGAAGAGACUUUUAAAGAUGUCCCCCAGCACUGGGAUGACAUGCCAGCCAACACUCCAUGUCUGUCAUUCCCCAUUCAACCUGAAACCCAAGAGCAUAUUGACGUCCUAAAACUAUUUGAGGAAACUUGCAAGAAGAGUGUUCUAAAGAUUGAGAGGAUCCAGAACAAAAGCCUAUGGGGGGGCUUUCAGAUCAAGAAGAAAGACAUGGAGGCCAGGAACGGUCACCAGAACAAUGAGAGGAAGCUCUUCCAUGGAGCCUGCCACACAACCAUAGAUAAGAUUAACGAGCUUGGCUUCAAUCGGAGCUACGCUGGGAAAAAUGCUGCAUUGUAUGGAGACGGCACCUACUUUGCUGUAAAUGCAGAAUACUCUGCCAUUGACAAAUACUCCAAACCGGAUCCCCAAGGCCAGAAGUACAUGUACCUAUGUCGAGUUCUGACUGGAGAUUUCAUAACAGGAACAUCGGGGAUGAAAGUACCCUCCAACAAAGUACCACCAAGUAUUAAUCUCUAUGACAGUGUGACAGAUGGUGUUUCUCCACCAUCCAUGUUCAUAAUCUUCCAUGACAGUCAGGCAUAUCCUGAGUACUUGAUCACUUUCAAGUAGGGGUGGGGGGGCGAUGUGGCCAAUACGUUGUAUUGAUCUUUUACAACUUUUUGAUCAUACAUCAUAAAUGACAUCUCAAUAUGU
Messenger RNA from Oncorhynchus kisutch (coho salmon), 4741 nucleotides. Its product is annotated as protein mono-ADP-ribosyltransferase PARP14-like. Gene Ontology annotation, biological process: negative regulation of gene expression; protein poly-ADP-ribosylation. Gene Ontology annotation, molecular function: NAD+ poly-ADP-ribosyltransferase activity; nucleic acid binding; transcription corepressor activity. The record is from RefSeq and is a predicted model, not a curated record. Gene Ontology annotation, cellular component: cytoplasm; nucleus. Lineage: Eukaryota; Metazoa; Chordata; Actinopteri; Salmoniformes; Salmonidae.